Messenger RNA from Esox lucius (northern pike), 2177 nucleotides. It is a transcript of the gene smim29, whose product is annotated as small integral membrane protein 29. Bases 213 to 677 code for a protein of 154 amino acids. The record is from RefSeq and is a predicted model, not a curated record. The transcript is spliced from 5 exons. Lineage: Eukaryota; Metazoa; Chordata; Actinopteri; Esociformes; Esocidae.
GUGUUUUUAUGACCCUCAGUCGCCUGUAUUUUAUUUCCGUGCGCUUGCUUGUCAAUUAAAGUCAAUCUUUUAUUCUUCAUGGUUAGAUCUUAUUAGCUAGCGGCACAGUGAUAGAGGACAGGUAUAUAGAGAGUGAUUAUUUCAACCACGUUGCUGAUUAAGGCAGAUUUCACUCUUGAUUAGGGAAAGGGGGGAGACCAUGUGGAUGUCACAUGAACGACAACGAUGAGGCAAAAACAAGUGGGUGUAAACUUGAGGAGAGGACUGCUGCCGCCCAAUUAUCCCUUCCAUCUGGGGAUUUCCUGCCUGUGAGGCCUGUCCAGGACAGCCUAGCAGCCCCUGACCUGCCCUCCGCCCAAACAUAUGCAAUGAACAGCACCACUCAGCCUCCCGCCACCAUAGACGGAGACGUGGCUGUCAGCUCCGUGUUGGUACCGUUCUUUCUCAUCACGUUCAUUGGGAUUGCAGCAGCUGUGGUUAUGUAUGUGCGAAAGAAGAGAAGAAUUGACAGGCUCCGGCACCAGUUGCUUCCUGUCUAUACCUAUGACCCCUCAGAAGAAUUACAUGAAGUUGAACAGGAAAUGCUGUGGAAGGAGGAGGAUACUAAGGUGGUGAAGGGUUGGGCACGGUCCUACCAGCAACAACGCCCCCUGUUGAUGAAAAAUGCUCAUGCAUGAGUAUGUUGGAGCAAGACAUUGAUCUGCGCCAUCCUACGGAUCAGCUGUGAUAACCCUUAAGUUGCCAGAUAUUUCAGUCAUUCAACAGAGGGGCUUUAGGGAAAGCGUGCACACAAGAACCGCUUGUCAUGCCUUUCCAUCAUCCUCGUCUUUGUUCUUACCACCAUCACCACCUCCAUAUCAUUUCUGUUGGAGCAAUUGGUUUGUCCGGCUACUGCUUAUCUUGGGGGAGGUUGGCUAUUAUGUGAGCCUCUGAUACCACGCCUGUGUGCCUGAAUGCUGUGCGCCAUACCCUAAACCACAACACGUGGUGGACAUUGUUUAUUCCAGAUUAUUUAUUCAAGUUGUUUGUUUUUUAAAAUUGUUUGUGAAUGUUAUGCUGUGGGUGAUACCUAAAUGAACAUGGUGCCAUCCAUCCAAGAGGCAGGGACAGACCUGGUCUGGGAUGCUUCCUGUUGUACUACUGGUUUUCGGGGUGUAAAAUGUGUUUACUGUGUCCCUCACUAUUCAGUGUCAAAGAAGUUACACAGACAGUGUGCAAUCAAUACACUUCAGUCUGUGUCUUACUUGUUCUGUUUGUGGCACUUUAUGUUCUGUUUGUGGCACUUUAAAUAUCAUUGUCAAAGCAAAGUAACGCUUCCUCUUCAUGCAAUGACUGCUUUUCAAGAGUUAUGUACCUGAUUGUUGUGGUAGAAUGACAGAUGGAUAAUUGACCUGAAUGGGAACUCCUAUCCUAUUCAUUUUAUUUAAUCCUAUCCGAUGAGCAAUAUCCUUGUUGACAAGUUUAGAAAAACCUAACCCAGAAAUGUAAUGAUGAAAAGGUGGCGCUAAUAGAAGGCAAGAUUAUUUCCUGUUUCUCUUUCCUUUCAUUUUAAGUCAGUCACAUCAGAAAUAGGAGAGGGAGGGGGAGCCACAUCAGAGAACUCACAUAACGACUGUAGCCACUCAACCAGCCUCCCCACAACACCCAUUUCUCAAAUCUGUGACUACUUCCCUAAAAAUGUCCUGUUGGGAUGACAUGACACCAGAAUGAUUGUUCUUCUAGCAGAAGAAUCCCUAAAGGAUGUUCUAGGCCUGACUGUAUGCAGUACUCAGGAAACCUCAGCCACACGUUUUUAAAUAAGUCAACAGUGAUUCAUCCUUAACAUGUGCUCAAGGUUACCCUCUUUUCCUCUGACUUUGUGAAUGUCACGUUUUCAGGAUAUGAGAGAUGAAGUGCAUGUAUAUGUAAUGUGAUAAAUACACAUGGAAAUGUUUAGCUUUAUCAGGUAUUUCCUUUUAUUUUAAUUGUGGUACUGUGUUCUAAACAAAAUCCUGGAUAUAGACUACUGAUAAGAUAUACAAAAACUUGAAGUGUAAUUCUGACAAGUGGUAUCAAGAUUUUUCUCACUAUUUUUCAGUUAAAGCACCUAUUUGAAAUGUCCUGUGCAUUGAGCUUAUGGACAUGUAACGGAUGGUCCUGAUGUAAACAAAGAAAUAAAUACAAAGAGUACAUAUGUA